AUGAGUAGCCCGUAUAUGUCUGCAACGGACGUCGCACGUGCAGACGUCCCAAUCUGUCAGGUUCAUAGUGGGAAUCUCUACAACACUGUCAACAGCCAUAGGAGAGACGGUCGUAGCGACGGUGCUUCGAACGCUGUAGGUGCGAGGCGCCCUACUGGUUAUGCAGUCACAUGUCUACAGCGGAAACGCGGUGAUAAAGAUUGCAGCCCCCAGCGAGAGACACUCUCGCUGUACGAAGCAAGGUGGCAAGCCAAACCUUGUCAUCCUGAAGCGAUCAACUGGAAGAAGCGUAUGAUUGUACACUUCGGUCGCAACGAGACAGAGAGCUAUGGCUCUGUCAGUGUAGUGCAUGUACCGCACGGUGUAUCCGAUCACGUCGUGGAGGUAGCGCCGAAAGCUGUUGCCUCCGGUGCCAACAAACAAGCCACAACGACUGCGGGAGUCGUUGCGUCAGUCCCAAUUCUGAACUCAGAUUAG
This is a messenger RNA of Phytophthora nicotianae INRA-310, 477 nucleotides long. RefSeq lists its product as hypothetical. Lineage: Eukaryota; Oomycota; Peronosporomycetes; Peronosporales; Peronosporaceae. The record is from RefSeq and is a predicted model, not a curated record. Bases 1 to 477 code for a protein of 158 amino acids. The transcript is spliced from 2 exons.